Notechis scutatus (mainland tiger snake) is the source of this 2184-nucleotide messenger RNA. The record is from RefSeq and is a predicted model, not a curated record. NCBI's taxonomy places the organism in Eukaryota, Metazoa, Chordata, Lepidosauria, Squamata, Elapidae.
AUGGAUUUUAGCACUUCAUCGGUGUUCGAUCAUCAGAAAGGCUCUACCCCUUUGAUGCAUGCCAUUUCAGGGCGCCAACUUGAUACAGUGAAAUUAUUGCUAAAGAUGGGAGCCAAUAUUAACACUCAAGAUGCCCGAGGGCGAACUAGUUUAUCUUUGGCAACGUAUCUGGGAUGGCUUGAGGGUUGUGUUAGCCUGCUAAGAAAUGGAGCCAGACAGAACAUUCCAGAUAAAAAUGGAAGAUUACCCCUACAUGCUGCCACUGCUGACCCCAAUGUCAGGCUUUUAUCUGUCUUGCUUCAGCAGUCAGAUCUAAGUGAAAUUAAUCAUCAGGAUAAUGAGGGAAUGACACCACUUCAUUGGGCUGCAUUCCACAAUCAGCCUCAGCAUGUUCAGACAUUGUUGCACAAAGGAUCAGAUCCAACUUUGGUGGACAAAGAUUUUAAAACAGUCUUUCACUGGGCAGUUCAGAGUGGAAACCGGAUCCUCUGUUCUAUUAUCCUGAACCACCAUCAAGGCCCAUCAAUAAUAAACUACGAUGAUGAGAAUGGGAAGACUUGCAUUCAUGUUGCAGCUGCGGCUGGAUACAGUGAUGUUAUUAGUGAGCUGGCUAAAAUCCCAGAAUGCAACCUGCAGGCGCUGGAUGUGGAUGACAGGACACCUUUGCAUUGGGCUGCAGCCGCAGGAAAAACUGACUGUGUUAAGACUCUGCUACAGCUGGGAGUGGAAAGCAGCCCUAGAGAUAUCAAUGAGAAUACACCCCUGUCAUAUGCCAUCUAUUGUGGACAUACAGCAUGCAUUGCGCUACUCUCUCAAGCAAACAGACCUGAGCUACUUCAUCACAUUUCUUCCCAGAACAAUAAAUUAUCAAAGAAGGAAGGGAGAUUCAGCAUGCUUAACCAAAUCUUCUCAUCUAAAAAGAAAAAAGGGGAUUGGAAAGUCAGUUUGAAGGAAAAGAGUACAGACAGAUCCCAGAAAGAAGAGACCUCAGAAGUAGAUGAGAUUAUCACCACAUUUGAUUGCAUAAUAGAUUCCAGCUUUGAUGGCUCAUCCAAAGAGUAUAUGAAAACCACUGACCUUAAGAAAAGAAAUGUAGACCUUAAGAAGUACCUCAUUUCAGAAAACAAGACACCAGAUUGCAAUGGCUUUCCACCAAUCAGAACACAAAGUCUCCCACCCAUAACUGUGAGUAAUUCUUUUUUAACAACUUCUCCCACUACGAUCUCCAACAUGAAUAUGGAUAAUGAUUUUGCAACUUGGUCUCAAAAAAGCAGAAGUGAACAUGAUUUGUCAAGUCAAAGAACCAGUCGACAAGCUUCGGACAGCCCUUGGAAAAUGGACAAAAACCAAACACCCAGAUAUAGAUUCUGGACAACUGUGUCUUCCGAUAAUAAACUGAUAGAUGGAUUGUUCCCAAACAGAUCCCAUCAUGUGGUAUGUCCUCCACAUCUUCCCCAUCUGACUAAUUUAUCACCAGAGAAAAACUUUCAGCAUACCACUUUAGAACUUCCCAGAGUAAAAGACCUAACAGCUAUAAGGAACAACCUGGCCCCCAUAGUAAAACAUGGUGAUCAAAAAGGCCAGCUAUCAAGCAACCAUGCUCCUCAAGGUGCCAGAGAGAUGAAUUUACUGUCUCUAAAUUCCCUGAGAACUGAGACAUCUGUUUUGCCACCAAUGUUUGCUACCAAGUCCACAAAAGGAGGACAUUCCCAGAUUUACUUUCCAUUCUCAUUCUUAUCACUGCAAUCAACUGAGCCUCUGGGAACCAGCAAAGUCCUCCCAGCCAUUCCAAGCCAGAAAGAAUCCAGCUACACGAGUGAAAUGCUCGAUCAAUCACAUUGUGACUCAUUCAGUGACUAUUAGUGCAGAAGCCCCACGUGGUGGAAACGUGAAUAAAAAGCACUAAAAAUACUAAAUGUUUGCUUUCUAAUCCACUGCUGAAGGGCUAGGAAACUGAUAUUUUAAAAAGCAGAUAUUUAUUACUGCCAUUUUUUGACCCAUUUAAUUUUAUCCUGUAUUGGGAACAUGCUAGCACUAUGCAAAUAAAUGGAGAAACAAAGAAAAGGAAAUGCAACUUAAUUUUGCUACCUAAAUUUUGCUCUAACUGCAAAGUAAUCAAACAAUACAAGUCUGACAAAGCACAAAAAGUUUCUAAAUAUGAUAUUCCUGUAUAUCUGGCCUUUU